This is a messenger RNA of Fusarium oxysporum Fo47, 648 nucleotides long. RefSeq lists its product as uncharacterized. The record is from RefSeq and is a predicted model, not a curated record. Lineage: Eukaryota; Fungi; Ascomycota; Sordariomycetes; Hypocreales; Nectriaceae. The transcript has 3 exons. Bases 1 to 423 code for a protein of 140 amino acids.
AUGGGUGAGGCUGGCAUCUUGCGUUCGCCCGAGAGACACAACCAUACAGUCUUCGCAAACAAGCACAGAAAAGCCGAACCUCGUUCUAUCCUCGGUGGUGCUUCGAGUAUAGUUUGUUCAAAUCUGAACACUCACGUUCCAGUCUACCUAUCGUGGUUCCUGCGAACCCUUGGCUGCCAGUGGACAUACCGGUUGAGGCGUCAAUUCAAUGGUCUCUGUGGUGUCUCGACUCACAUGUGUGCAUGGGCUACCAUAUUGAGCUAUGUCGCUGCCAUCUUGUUUGACUUUCGGGAGCCCGAUAUGCGAGAGGACGGGGUUUAUGCCGCAACUACAGAAUUCAAGACAUCCAUGCCCAAGAUUCAAAUUCCAAGACUUGGGCCUCCCUUCACAUGCGAGCUUACAACAUCAGAGACUUGGGCAUAAGACGUACCCAAACGGGUGGCUUAAAACACAGAGGGCCUCAUGUUCUUUAAGGGAACUAAAUUUCUGUAGGAGGGUCAGUCUGGCGUAUAGUUUUGAAUCACUCUGACCGAGACGAUGGAUCUCUUGGCAUCCGUAGUUCGUACCGAUGACAUUUUAUGCAAAGCUUCGUGGCAUUUCUUGACAUUGAGUGCUAGACAUCUGGUAUUGGAAGUGCAUGCAUCUGGC